This is a messenger RNA of Chondrus crispus (carragheen), 1656 nucleotides long. RefSeq lists its product as hypothetical. The transcript has a single exon. Bases 1 to 1656 code for a protein of 551 amino acids. NCBI's taxonomy places the organism in Eukaryota, Rhodophyta, Florideophyceae, Gigartinales, Gigartinaceae. Gene Ontology annotation, molecular function: glycosyltransferase activity. The record is from RefSeq and is a predicted model, not a curated record.
AUGAGAAUAUCGACAACGUCCGCGCUCGCUCGUGUACGUGUCCUGUGUCCUUCAACUCAAUCCCGGCGCAACUGCAUUCUUUUCCUAGCCGCUGCAACUAUCCUACUGGCAAUAUUCCCGAUUGCCCGAGAGUUGCGCCCAUCCACUCAGCCAGCUGACUCGUGCCACCUCAUCGGCAUCAACCCCGCCGCGAAAGAGCUCUGGCAAUUUAGCACCCGCUCUCUCUGCCUCUCCUCCUCCAUUUGUCUCAACGCUGGGUAUCCGGGCGGUGCACUCUACCACGCUUCAAGCCUCUCUUCGACCAAGUGUCACGUCGAUAACCAGGACUUCUCCGCAACCAACGUCAAGUGGCCCUCACUUCUUAAUUCCACACAGCACACAUGCAGCGAUUUCCAAUACGGUUUCGUAUAUUGUGCUCAUGGGACUGACUUGCGCCGUGCCCUUCCAGUCUGUCCCAAAGUGCGGCCCUUGUCCAUAUCAGUCCUUCAAACAGCGAGAUGGUACGAGGACAUAUCUAUUCUUAUUCCUGAUUAUGCCUAUAGCCGGAACAUGUAUCAUUUUGCGAAUCCAGUCUUGGACUUGGUCCGUGUGGUUGAACAUUUGGAGGUAUUGCUGGACCGCUGGGGCAAAGAGAAUGUUCGCGGCCCGGGUGGUCUACCGUAUUUCAAGUCAAGAACUGCUCGAGUGAAGCAACUGCGCCUUUUUUUCCAAGGAUCAAAAAGCAUCCCUCUAGCGCACCGAUGGAAAAGGGAAUUCAUGCUCAUGUUGAUCCAAGACCGAAUGGAGCAGAGGGGAUUGAACGUGACCUUGUAUUUUCUCCCGGAUAUCGAUGAUCAAUCUGGGCAUCUUUGCUUUCGAAAUGCCUUGAUCAUGGGACGAAGGGGCCACUAUGAUGUGUGGCCAUUUCCUAAUUCAACCGAAGUACCUCUUGAUGGGUUUUCAGUGCCUGAAGAGGCUGUGUCGCUAAAGCGAACAGUCUAUAAAAACUUGGACAUCCGAACUCGUCUACCAAGUGCUCAUCACCAACAAGCAAAAACCGCGGUAUCUGAAGUCCCUCCACUUACUGUUGCAUACGCGAAGAGAGAAGGGAAACCAUCUUCCGACGGGCAUUAUAAAGCCGGAGCUAUGCGGAAAUUUUUUGACGACGAUGAAAAAUGGUUCGCCGACAUGCUGAAGAACGAAACAGAUGCAGCAGGCGCAAAGCUUGUAGUCAUAUCAGCGUCGUCGGCUCAGAACUUGACGACGCAGGUGAAAGACAUUUUCCAAGCCGGUUUCAUAGUUGGAAUCCAUGGUGCGAAUCUGGUGAAUUCCAUGUUCAUGCUACCGUUUGGUGUGUUAAUGGAAAUAUUCCCGAAUUCUGUCGAUCACAAAUGUUAUAUGGCGGGAUCCAAUUCCGGGCUUAAGUACUUGAGCUUCGAAGCAAGUGAGCAAGCAGGCGUUGUUGAAAGCGGGUGUUACUACAAAGACUCAUUCUGUAAGAGCGAUCCUCGACAGAGGCGAGUCAAGCUUGGAGCAAUCGCAGAUCGCACAAUGGUUCGAGAAUUGUUCAAAGAAGGCAUACAGCAUUUACUGCAGCUUCGGAGAAGGUUUCCGGAUGGGAUUCCAGUAAGAUACAAUCGCGGUACCAUGUAUUUCGAAAUUAAGGAGUCGGUGUGA